AUGUCGCUGAAGUGGCUCAUCCUGCCGUUCUUCUCCAUGUCGAUGAUGUUCAUCGGCGCGACGCCGCCGUUCAAGUGCGCCGACGGCUUCGACGCGAACGCCACAUACGCCUCGCUGCCGGCCGCCGCCCAGCGCUGCCACCCACCCAACGCGAGCGCCGCCUGCCGACGCUGGGUGUUCGACCGGUCCGUGUACGAGUCGACGGUGGUGACGGAGUGGGCGCUGGUGUGCGGUCGCAAGCCGCUGUUGUCGCUGCUGCAGUCGCUGCUGAUGCUGGGCGGCCUGUUAGGCGCCGUGGCUGCCGGCCAGCUGGUGGACCGCUUCGGUCGGCGGCCCGUCUUCCUGCCGGCCAUGCUGCUGAUCGUGCUGAUGGCCUUCACGUCGGCGCUGGCCACCAGCUACGCGCUGUUCGCCGCCUGCCGGCUGCUAAGCGGGCUGGCCAUGGCUUUGAUGAUCGGCAGCCAGUACGUGCUGGUCACCGAGCUGGGCGGCAUCGACCAGCGCGCACGCUACAGCGCGUUCACGCUCCUGCCGUUCCCGGUGGGCACGGCGCUGAUGGCGGCGCUGUCCUAUGCCGUGCGUAACCGCCGGCUCCUGCAGCUGGUCUACGCCGUGCCCUGUCUGGCGCUGCUGCCGAACAUCUGGCUCAUGCCCGAGUCGCCGCGCUGGCUGCUCAUGCGCGGCCGGCCAACCGAGGCCUACGACCUGCUGCAGCUGAUCAGGACGCCCCGUAUGCGGCGCAAUACACUGGUCAGCGCCUUCGUCUGGUUCGUCGUCGCCGGCGCGUACUUCGGCAUCGCGUUCGACAUGACGCAGCUGAGUCGGCAGCCGCACCUGGCCGGCGUGCUCCUCGGCCUGCUCAACCUGCCCUGCAUCCUCUACUUCCCCAUCAUCGACCGGCUGGGCCGCCGCGGGCCCACGGCCGCCUGCUUGUUCCUCUCAGCCGCCGCCAUGCUCGUCAUCUUCGCCCUCAGCGUCAGCAUGGCGUUCAACAUACUGUUCGCUUACUCGCCCGAGUACAUGCCAACGUGCGCGCGUGCUGUCGGGUUCGGCGUGUGCCAGGUGGCGCUGCGGCUGGGCGCCACCGUCUCGCCGUUCGUGGUGGACCUGGUGAGCGAGCUGCAGGCCAGCGCGCCGUCAGCCGUGUUUGGUGCCGCCACGCUAUUGGCCGGUCUGGCCACGUUGCUGCUGCCGGAGACGCACGGCGCCGGUCUGCCCGACUCGGUGCCAGGAAGCUAA
Molecule: messenger RNA, 1239 nt
Organism: Pollicipes pollicipes
Lineage: Eukaryota; Metazoa; Arthropoda; Thecostraca; Pollicipedomorpha; Pollicipedidae
Product: organic cation transporter protein-like
Exons: 4
Coding region: 1-1239 (412 amino acids)
Biological process (GO): transmembrane transport
Cellular component (GO): membrane
Molecular function (GO): transmembrane transporter activity
Source: RefSeq, a predicted model, not a curated record